UAGUAAAGAUUCAAAUUUGUGGAGUAAUACAAUCAAAUUACAAACACAAUAAGCUUCAUUGGAUAAAAUGGGGCAUGUAGAGUUUUACAAGCCAAUAAUUGUUAUGAUUGUGAUGCAAUUUACGUAUGGAGCAGUCUCCAUAAUAACUAGAGCUUCUCUUUUGGAAGGAAUGAACCCUAGAGUUUUUGUUUUCUACAGACAAGCCUUUGCCACUUUGGUCAUUGCUCCUGUCGCUUACUUUUCAAGGAGUAAAAUUACGAGUUGUCGUAUUGGAUGGAAAAGCUUUUGGUUGAUCUUUCUGGCAUCUUUGAUUGGAAUAACAACCAGCCAAAUGAUAUUCUUAGAAGGCUUAUACUUAGCCUCAGCAUCAGCUGGAAGUGCCAUUUUCAAUCUUGUCCCUGCCAUCACCUUUGUUGUAGCCUCCAUUGUUGGAUACGAACCAAUAAAUAUACGAAGCUUACGAACCAUGGCCAAGAUAUUUGGGACGAUCGUGUGUGUUACAAGUGCAGCUGCAAUGGCACUCAUCAAAGGCCCCAAACUUCUAAACGCAAACUUGCCUUCAUCGAAUUCUCUAUUGUUAAAUUCAACUGAAGUUAAUAAUCUUUGGCUUUGGGGAUGUUUAUGUCUCUUUGGCAGCAGUUGUUGCUGGUCAUUUUGGCUAAUUAUUCAGGUACCGGUCACUAAAAGCUAUCCUGACCACCUAUCAUUAUCUGCUUGGAUGUGUUUUAUGGCGACGGUACAAUCUGGUAUAGUUCUAUUGUUUACGGACCCACAUUUGGAAGCUUGGAAAAUUACCUCAUAUUUUCAAAUGGGAUCUUUGUUAUAUGCGGCUAUUGUUGGUUCGGGGAUUUCCAUAUUCGCGCAAUCAUGGAUUAUCCAGAAACGCGGUCCAGUGUUUUCAGCAAUGUUCAAUCCUUUAAACACAGUCAUUGUGACCAUUUUUGCUUCUAUAUUCCUUAGAGAACAGAUAUACUUAGGAAGUGCGGUAGGUGCGGUUGGGAUCGUGAUUGGACUGUAUGUAGUGUUGUGGGGAAAGGCCAAAGAUCUUGAAGAAAUGAAAGAACAACAAGAGAAGAAGACGAUGUUGUCGCAAAAAGAUCAAAUCGAUGUAGUUAGGAUUAUGGUUGAUGAAGCUAACCUGGAGGAACCCCUUUUGCCUAAACAAACAAACAAAUUCUAAUCUUGUUAGCGAGGUUCUAAAAUGCGUACCUAAAGACUUUCAUACAAGUUACAGGAUAAUAUAACCUUAUUGUAAGUUAUGAAAUGAAUUAUAGGAAUUGUUACUUCAUUGAUUAAUCCGUGUUUUGAAA
Helianthus annuus (common sunflower) is the source of this 1310-nucleotide messenger RNA. RefSeq names its product WAT1-related protein At4g30420. NCBI's taxonomy places the organism in Eukaryota, Viridiplantae, Streptophyta, Magnoliopsida, Asterales, Asteraceae. The coding region runs from base 68 to 1180 and encodes 370 amino acids. Gene Ontology annotation, cellular component: plasma membrane. The record is from RefSeq and is a predicted model, not a curated record. Gene Ontology annotation, molecular function: transmembrane transporter activity. The transcript has 7 exons.